GCGCCCGCUUGGAAACAGCAGCGCGCCUGCCUCCGCUCCGGCCGGGGCAUCGGCUCAUGUGGCCAGCGUGGAAGCACCAGGCCCUGCCAAGGCUGCUCCAAAACCCACCGCCGACAAGGCCAAGUUGCAACGAAAGAUUUCCAGCGUCAUGAGAAGGAUUGAGCACGCGGAAGGUCUCUUGCAAGAGGCAGCGGAUGCCAUGAAUGACGAGUACAGCGAGGAGACGCUAGCAGCGUAUGAGGCGGCGAAUGCCAACGUCGAAGAGAUGUACGAGACUAUGCAGGCUUUGGAAGACCAGCUGGCCAUGUCUUAG
Messenger RNA from Symbiodinium pilosum, 313 nucleotides. The record is from the annotation of a GenBank genome assembly. Lineage: Eukaryota; Dinophyceae; Suessiales; Symbiodiniaceae.